AUGGAAUCGCUUGAAAACUCAAUAGUCUCUAUGAUGAGCCAAAUGUCAACAGAUGAUCACGAAUCUUUGAUACGAAAAUUCAUUGCAAUUGUAUAUCCACAAAUUGUACCACAAGAUCUUGCUGCAUUUUAUAUGGAUUUGGCAAACUGGAAUUUGGAUCUGGCACUCAAUGUUUUUUAUGAUCAAAACGGUGAUUUGAGAAAUAUGGAAGAAGCUUUUCGCAUGUCUUCAUUGACUUCACAAUUCUUACAAUGCUCGGAUUCUUCAGCAGUUAAUGGGGUAAUUUUUUUAAUUUGUGUUUCGACAACAAUUUGAAGAUGAUUUUUGGCCGUUUAUUAGUUAAAUCCUGCUUAAUUCUCGAAUCAAACAAAUCUAAAAAUAUUUUAAAAAUGAACAAUCACGAGGAUUCUUGAAAUUUAUUCAAAAAUAGAAAACAUUUUCAAGAGAAGGAGAAAAACCCGAAACAUGAAUUGAAAACUUUUUAUUUCUUCACGAAAUUAAAAUGCUCAAAAUGUAUUUUUUUUUUAAGUUUCAGUUACUUUCUGAAAUUCUAGAUAUCCAUUUUCUAGAGGAAUUUCUGAAGUUUUAGGUAACCAAUUAAAAUAUAGUUUUGGCUCUCACUGCUUCAAAUUUUGAGUUAUUUUUAUUAAACAUGUUACCUUCUUCGAACAGAAAUCACGAAAAUGUUUAACACUUGGUAAUGAAAACGUUUUUAUUUCAGGAUCGUGCUAUUUGUCCAGGAGAAAUUUUCGAAGUCGAUUUCCAAGCUUUGAAUGACGGAAGAUUCCGAUUCCCCGAUGGAACUCGUUUGGUUUUAAUUGAUGGAGAUUUGAUUGAUUAUGAGAUACGUUUGGACACGGUUCUUGGUCCAAAUGAAGAAGGGCCUGUCAAUUUGAGAAUUCACACUCCAAAUGUUGAAGGAACUUAUCGAUCACGUUUCCAGUUUGUAACUCCACAAAAUGUAUUUUUUGGAGGUAAGUCAAUUUUUUCAAAGCUUAUUUUUAAAUCAUCCUCAUUUUCUGUUAAAUGAACUAAAAGUGCAAGUGAUUUCUGAUUAUAAAUAUUGUUCUAUUUUCAGAUUCGUUGUGGAUUAUUUUGCGCGUGGCAUCACAAGCUGAGGAACUUCCCGAUGUUGCUCAACAUAAUAAUUCUCCUCAACCACAAGAAGAUGAUUUGAUGGAAUAG
This is a messenger RNA of Caenorhabditis angaria, 1185 nucleotides long. Lineage: Eukaryota; Metazoa; Nematoda; Chromadorea; Rhabditida; Rhabditidae. The record is from the annotation of a GenBank genome assembly.